UCGGUGGUAUUGCAGCCCUGCCAAAAACUGCAGAUUCACGGCAUUUACCAUCCGAAUUUUGUAAAACUUUUUCUUGAAACGAGUAUAAAUACUUUGCUUGCGAAAUGACUGUGACUGCCACGCCGAUGCCCGAUAAUAUGCGGGUUAAAGCACUGUCCGACUACAGAAAGAAACUGCUGGAGCACAAGGAAAUCGAAGGGCGUCUCAAAGAAAAACGUGAUGAGAUCAAGGAACUUACCAAACUGUAUGACAAGUCGGAGAAUGAUCUCAAGGCGCUGCAAAGUGUGGGACAAAUCGUGGGUGAAGUCCUGAAGCAGCUAACCGAAGAUAAAUUCAUUGUGAAGGCUACCAACGGACCCCGCUAUGUGGUCGGCUGCCGUCGCCAGCUGCACAAGGCGAUGCUGAAGUCUGGCACUCGUGUGGCCCUGGAUAUGACCACACUGACCAUAAUGCGUUAUCUGCCGCGCGAAGUGGAUCCCUUGGUGUACAAUAUGUCGCAUGAGGAUCCCGGUGAUGUUACAUAUUCGGCCAUCGGUGGUCUCACCGAGCAGAUUCGUGAGCUGCGCGAGGUGAUUGAGCUUCCGCUACUCAAUCCGGAGCUGUUCUUGCGUGUCGGUAUCACUCCGCCCAAGGGUUGUCUGCUCUAUGGACCGCCUGGUACGGGCAAAACACUCUUGGCCCGUGCCGUUGCCUCCCAACUGGAUGCCAACUUCCUCAAGGUCGUGUCCUCGGCCAUUGUCGACAAGUAUAUUGGCGAGAGUGCUCGUCUCAUUCGUGAGAUGUUCAACUAUGCCCGCGAUCAUCAGCCCUGCAUCAUAUUCAUGGACGAGAUCGAUGCCAUUGGCGGGCGUCGCUUCUCUGAGGGCACAUCGGCGGAUCGCGAAAUCCAGCGCACGCUGAUGGAGCUGCUCAACCAAAUGGAUGGCUUUGACUCCUUGGGACAGGUGAAAAUGAUCAUGGCCACAAAUCGUCCAGACACCCUCGAUCCGGCCCUGUUGCGUCCUGGACGUUUGGAUCGUAAAAUUGAAAUUCCACUGCCCAAUGAGCAGGCACGCCUGGAGAUUCUCAAGAUUCAUGCUCUGACAAUUGCCAAGCACGGGGAGAUCGACUAUGAAGCCAUUGUCAAGUUGUCGGAUAACUUUAAUGGCGCCGAUUUGCGCAAUGUGUGCACAGAGGCUGGUCUCUUUGCCAUCAGGGCUGAGCGCGAGUAUGUCAUCCAGGAAGACUUUAUGAAGGCUGUGCGCAAGGUAUCGGAAAACAAGAAGCUGGAAAGCAAAUUAGAUUAUAAGCCAGUCUAAUGGCAUCAAAUGAUCCUUUAAUAAAGAUUAAAUUACACACAUCUAAAUACACAUAAUUAUUUAUAUAUAUAUAUAUAUAUCUGCAUAUAAUAUAAUAUGUUCAUGUAACAGAUUUGUCAAACAUAGUCCGUUAAUUUUGUCCGAUAAACUAAUUAAAUGCUAUGUAAAGAUAA
This is a messenger RNA of Drosophila obscura, 1471 nucleotides long. RefSeq names its product 26S proteasome regulatory subunit 10B (gene Rpt4). The record is from RefSeq and is a predicted model, not a curated record. Gene Ontology annotation, cellular component: cytosolic proteasome complex; proteasome regulatory particle, base subcomplex. Gene Ontology annotation, molecular function: ATP binding; proteasome-activating activity; ATP hydrolysis activity. Gene Ontology annotation, biological process: positive regulation of RNA polymerase II transcription preinitiation complex assembly. Bases 105 to 1298 code for a protein of 397 amino acids. NCBI's taxonomy places the organism in Eukaryota, Metazoa, Arthropoda, Insecta, Diptera, Drosophilidae. The transcript is spliced from 5 exons.